This is a messenger RNA of Aspergillus chevalieri, 1065 nucleotides long. Its product is annotated as putative mitochondrial carrier protein. Gene Ontology annotation, biological process: transmembrane transport. The transcript is spliced from 5 exons. The record is from RefSeq and is a predicted model, not a curated record. Lineage: Eukaryota; Fungi; Ascomycota; Eurotiomycetes; Eurotiales; Aspergillaceae. The coding region runs from base 1 to 1065 and encodes 354 amino acids.
AUGAGCUUGGAUCGCCAGCAGACAAAUCGAGAUGGUGGUGUUGAGGAUCCCAAAAGGGAACCACUGCCACAACUGUCUCAAUUACAGUCUUCGUCGACAUCGACAUCGGAGUCAAUUCAUUCCGAGAAGACACCUUCCUUCAAAAAUGUCAGAAGUAAGAUUGGUGAACCUGUUAUCGCGGCAUUUAUAGCUGGGGGAGUAGCCGGUGCGGUUUCCAGAACAAUAGUGUCACCACUUGAACGCUUAAAGAUCUUGCUACAAAUCCAAAGUGUCGGCAGGGAAGAAUACAAGCUAUCAAUAUGGAAAGCUCUUGUGAAAAUGUGGCGAGAAGAAGGAUGGAGGGGGUUCAUGCGAGGCAACGGAACGAAUUGUAUUCGCAUAGUCCCUUAUUCUGCGGUGCAGUUUGGGAGUUAUAAUCUCUACAAGAAAUUUGCUGAGAGUUCGCCUGGUGCUGAUUUGUCGCCCACACGUCGUCUUUUAUGUGGUGGGGCAGCUGGAAUAACGUCUGUUAUCAUCACAUAUCCCCUUGAUAUUGUUAGGACUCGACUGUCCAUUCAGUCAGCCUCGUUUGCUGCUCUUGGGAAGCGGGAUGCAGAAAGGCUACCUGGCAUGUUCCGUACCAUGGGCUUGAUGUACAAGAACGAGGGCGGUAUUCUUGCCCUGUAUCGUGGCAUUAUUCCAACCGUUGCUGGGGUUGCUCCAUAUGUCGGCCUGAACUUCAUGACAUAUGAGUCUGUUCGCAAAUACUUGACACCUGAAGGGGACAUCAAUCCUAGUCCAAUUCGUAAGCUGCUGGCAGGCGCCAUCUCAGGGGCAGUGGCGCAGACGUGCACAUAUCCAUUUGAUGUCCUACGGCGACGUUUUCAAAUCAACACGAUGUCUGGUAUGGGCUACCAGUAUAAGUCAAUCUGGGAUGCUGUCAGAGUCAUCGUUGCUGAGGAAGGGAUGCACGGUCUGUUCAAAGGCAUUGGGCCUAAUCUGCUCAAGGUGGCGCCGAGUAUGGCGAGUAGUUGGCUUAGCUUCGAGGUUACACGGGAUUUUCUUGCGAGUCUAGAUGAUACAUAA